AUGGACGACACGGACGCAUUCAAAGUCCCCUCGUUACUACCUCAGGACCUGCAGAUCAUACAAGACCUUGUUGGGCGCAUUCCGAAGCCCGAGCCUGUCGAAUCUGAACUUCUAGUGACUAAAGUCGAAGAGUCUGAUUCUAUCGCGAGCUCGAGCGACGGCGAGGACAGUGAUGGUGAGAACAGCGAGGCCGAGGUUGAGGCCGGCAUACUCGACGUAGAAGGUGAAGAGUCUGACGGUAUCAAACUUGAGGAUCGCGUUUCAGAAAGCUCAGAUUCGUCAGACUCGUCGGACGACGACGAGAAUGAUGUCCCUUUGCGGAAAGGAAAUGCCGCUCCACCUAUCAUGGAUCUGGCAGAUGACGACGACGACGAAGAAGGUGGAGGCGGCGCGACUACUGCCGCUGCUGUCCGUACGAAAAACGAGAUUGCAGAGGUCGACUUCAAUGUUCCCGACGUUGAAGAGGUUGGCGAGUCUGAACAAUUGGAACGCGUCGGGGACGUCAUGAGUGUUUCAAGUAACAUUGUGAUUGUACGUGGCGCAGCAGGCCAAGCGCAGAUCGCACUAGACUCCGAUACUUUGCUCGUGUUCGAAGACAGGAAGGUCCUAGGAUAUGUAUAUGAGACGUUUGGUCCGACCCUACAACCCUUCUACCAAGUCCGCUUCGGCGAGAAGUACCCCCUUGAUGCGGAGAAGGUCCAGGUAUCUCGCCCGGUUUUCCAUGUCCCCCGUCGAAGUCGCUUCGUCAAUGUCUUUGAACUGCGCAAACUCAAGGGCAGUGACGCGAGUAACGUUCAUGAUGAAGAAGUCGCCGAGUACGAGAUGGAGUUCUCGGACGAUGAGGAAGAGGCAGCGCAUAAGGCGCGGCUGAAGCAACAACGGAGAACCUCACAAGAACCUUCUUCCUCGCGCUUCUCAGCACCGACACCAUCACAAAUGCGCGACUCUGAGAUGUCCGGCGACUCUAUGUAUAGCUCGAAUCCCUACGACGAACACGGGGUAUACGACGAUCCGGGAGCGGGAUCCUCACGCACUGCACCGCUCCCCUACGACGAUCCAUACUCUGAUGACUUUGCCAUGGCAUCGGCCGCUUCAGGACUAGCAACUGAACCGGGUGCCUGGGGAGGCGGCGGCAGUGGCUCGCGCCCGCCGUCACUGCAGCCCGAUGGCGACGUUCCCAUGUCUCCCGGCUACCAGCAGCCGUUCUCCGCACCAUCGAACCAGUACGGCGGUCCCGUGCAUCAGCAGCCGGGGGCGCCGUGGGCUUUCAAUCCACACUUUCCACAACAGCCGCAAGGCAUGAACAUGAAUAUGGGCGGCAUGCCUCCCAUAAGUCCUCCGGGUGGCGGUAUGGGCUAUGUGCAGCCGCAUAUCAAUCCGCGGUUCGCGGCGCAGCUGGGUUUCAACAUGAACUGGAUGCAACAGCAGCAGCAAUUCAUGCCACAGCAGUUUCCGUUUGGACAUGGCGCACCUGGCGCUGGUCAGCAGCGGCCGGGGUGGUACAAUGGGCCACCAGCAGGCCAUCAACACGAUCCGAAUGGCGGUCAGCAGCAGUAG
This is a messenger RNA of Peniophora sp. CBMAI 1063, 1557 nucleotides long. Lineage: Eukaryota; Fungi; Basidiomycota; Agaricomycetes; Russulales; Peniophoraceae. The record is from the annotation of a GenBank genome assembly.